AAGAAAAAGAUCGAAAAUAAUAAAAACUUUAAAAAAUCGAUUUCAAUCUAUUCAUGUUCAGCAUCUAUAUUAAUGAAUAAUAAAUCCGUAAUGUUUCCUUCCUCUGAGCAAUUACUUCAUUUAAAUUUUCACCAUUGAAGGAACAAGUAAAUUUUAAAACCCAUGAAAUGCCAAGAAUUCUAGAAGCAAUUUUCACAUUCUUCAUGUUAAUUGGGGGUCUAAAUGCCGUUGGAAUUUUGGUACAGAAUAAAAUCUUGGACGUUCCGGUUAUGGCAACCUAUAAAAUUAUUGGUUUGAAAGGUUGUGCCAAACAAUGCACAAAACGCAGUGGUCGGUGUCUUGCAUUCACUUAUCAGAAGCAGCACCUGCUCUGUAAUCUUUUGGAUACCACCUCUGCUGUAGCUCCGGACAAAUUGAAGGCAAAAGAAGGAUUUAUUUACAGUGAAAUAAACACUUGGGCGGAAGAUCUUGGAAAAUGUAAAACAGUCAACUGUCCAGUUGGUAAAUCGUGUUUAGAACUGUCAUCUGGGAAAACAACCUGCCAAUUUGAUCCGACAAGCUGUCCAAUGGGAACAUUCUUUAACGGCAGCGACUGUCCACUUUGUCCCGAGGGAGAAUACCAACCUCUCAGUGGUCAACAGAACUGUUCCAUUUGUCCAGAAGGAGAUGAUGGGCCUACAUGGAAAAUGUCCACCAUCACUAGAACUGUUUGUCAAGGUUGUUGGUAUGGGAUCAAUACUUACACAGAAGGAGAUGACACGAAGCUGAUCUCUACACACACUGUAGCUGACCGUGGUGAAUGCUACACCCUCUGUAAAGCCAACUCUAACUGUCUUGCAGUUAAAAGCACCCAGUCCAAUACAAAAUGUGCCCUCUUCUCCAGCAAGACAUGGAAAUAUGGCUACGUUCUAGAUUCUGUCGUCAUUCUUGUCCGAGGCCAUUGCAGACCUUAAUACGAUAUCGUGACAAUUAUGAAAUAUUUUGAAAAUAUAACAAUGCUGUUUAGUACAAUUCUCAGUCAACCUUGGACUUUCAGUAAGGCAUGACAUUCUCGGCGUUACAUAAUUAGCGUUUGAAAUUUACACAGCUAUCAUUCACUGUUGAAAUAUACAAGGGAUAAAAAUUUGGAAAAAAUGUCAACGAGUGUAGCAAAUAUCCAAUAAUCUCGUACGGCAAAGAGGUGGGGCUUAAGUCGUCUCAUCUUUGUCAAUAACAGUUUAAAGUUCCUGAUGUUAUUAAUUUCUUAACCAAUGAGAAUCUAUUCGCCGUUUGACAGGCGAUAAUUACUUAGCGCCAAGAAUGCCACGCCUUAUUGAAAGUCCAAGGUUAACUGACAAUUGUACUACUUUGGGGCAUGGGAUUCUCAAAGCAAUUCUUGAAUUUUAAUUACUUAAUGUUACGUGAAAAGCAGGGGCCUGUUACAAAACUGCUUUGAUUCUGCUUAUAACUUUCUAAUUUACAUUUAAUUGAAAAUGGUUGUAAGGGCAUGCGGAUCUAGAG
This is a messenger RNA of Saccostrea cuccullata (small rock oyster), 1500 nucleotides long. RefSeq lists its product as uncharacterized. Bases 168 to 953 code for a protein of 261 amino acids. The transcript is spliced from 4 exons. The record is from RefSeq and is a predicted model, not a curated record. NCBI's taxonomy places the organism in Eukaryota, Metazoa, Mollusca, Bivalvia, Ostreida, Ostreidae.